AUGAGUGCUACUGCAUCUACUACACACAUCCCUUACCGCCUCGACGGCAAAGUAGCUCUAGUGACUGGUGCCGGUCGCGGCAUUGGCGCCGCGAUGGCUCUCGAGCUUGGCCGCUGCGGCGCCCGUGUCAUCGUCAACUACGCCAAAUCGUCCGGCCCUGCCAAUGCGCUUGUCGAGCAGAUCAAGAGUCUGGGGACCGAUGCGGUGGCAAUCCAGGCAGACGUCAGUCAGGUGGUGCAGACGGUGCGUUUGUUUGAGGGUGCCGUGAAGGUCUUUGGCGGGCUGGACAUUGUGUGUUCCAAUGCGGGGGUCGUCUCGUUUGGCCACCUGAGCGAAGUCACCGAGGAGGAGUUCGACCGCGUCUUCAAUGUCAACACCCGCGGCCAGUUCUUCGUGGCGCGCGAGGCCUACAAGCACCUCAACUCCCCCGGUCGCAUCAUCCUCAUGAGCUCUAACACGGCAGACUCCUUCACUGUGCCCCGACACUCGCUCUACUCGGCCUCCAAGGGCGCUAUCAACACCUUUGUGCGUUGUCUCGCCAAAGACUGUGGCGAUAAGAAGAUCACAGUCAACGCUGUUGCCCCGGGCGGUACCGUCACGGAUAUGUUCCAUGAGACGGCCAAGGACUAUCUGCCAAAUGCGGAUCAUUUGAGCAAGGAGCAGAUCCUCGAGAUUGUGGCGAAUGUCUCGCCGCUGAAGCGUUGCGGCUACCCGAUUGACAUCGCCAAGGUGGUCUGCUUUCUGGCCUCGAGUGAGAGCGAGUGGAUCAAUGGCAAGGUUUUGGGUCUGGAUGGAGGGGCUGCUUAG
Molecule: messenger RNA, 807 nt
Organism: Aspergillus pseudoviridinutans
Lineage: Eukaryota; Fungi; Ascomycota; Eurotiomycetes; Eurotiales; Aspergillaceae
Product: SDR family oxidoreductase
Exons: 2
Coding region: 1-807 (268 amino acids)
Molecular function (GO): oxidoreductase activity
Source: RefSeq, a predicted model, not a curated record